Panicum virgatum (switchgrass) is the source of this 857-nucleotide messenger RNA. Its product is annotated as outer envelope pore protein 16-2, chloroplastic-like. NCBI's taxonomy places the organism in Eukaryota, Viridiplantae, Streptophyta, Magnoliopsida, Poales, Poaceae. Bases 138 to 623 code for a protein of 161 amino acids. Gene Ontology annotation, cellular component: chloroplast outer membrane. The record is from RefSeq and is a predicted model, not a curated record. Gene Ontology annotation, molecular function: amino acid transmembrane transporter activity. The transcript has 5 exons.
UUCCCUUCCCUCUCCCUCAGUUUCUUCGUGCGCGUGGUGCUUCCCGGCCGGCCGCCGAUCGAGUAGUAGAGCGCCGCCGCCGAGCAGCGGAGAUGAGCCGGCUGGACACCCGGACGCUCUAGGACGAGCUGACGAGCAUGGACCGGCGCCCGCUCCUGGACCUGGGCCACCCGCACCCGCUCCUCAACCGCGUCGCCGACGGUUUCAUCCGCGCCGCCGGCGUCGGCGCCGCCAGGGCCGUCUCCAGGGAGGCCUACUUCGUCACCGUCGAAGGCCUUUCCGGGGACUCGGCCGGGCUCGACCCCAACGGCGGCAAGAGGAGCCAUUUCUCCAGCAUCAGGGGCGACGAUGGCCAGAAGUCGCUCGACGCCGCGGUCAAAACGGCCGGCAAGGAGGCCUUCCAGUGGGGCCUGGCAGCUGGGGUGUACUCCGGGCUGACGUACGGCCUCAGGGAGGCCAGGGGUUGCCAUGACUGGAAGAACAGCGCGAUCGCAGGUGCCAUCGCCGGCGCGGCAGUGGCGUUGACGGGGGACGCCGGCGGCCACUCCGACAAGCUCGUCCAUUUCGCCAUCACCGGCGCGGCGCUGUCCAGCGCCGCGAGCCUGCUCUCCGGCGUAUUCUGAGCCCAGGGACGGCGGGCGCCGGACACGGGGCGGUUGUCCGGCCAGGUUCUCGAGGGGGGUGUGUUUAGCAUAAAGAAGUUGCAUUGCAGCUCACCGACCAUGAAAAAUGUAUUCCUAGAUCCGCGUGUCAGCUUGCUGCAGCGAAAUCUGGUGCCAUGGGGUUCUAGGGGCCGUUUAGUUCUCAAAAAUUUUCACCCAAAAAUUUUCACCUCCUCUUUAAACACAUCUUUAAAC